Molecule: messenger RNA, 1050 nt
Organism: Menidia menidia (Atlantic silverside)
Lineage: Eukaryota; Metazoa; Chordata; Actinopteri; Atheriniformes; Atherinopsidae
Source: the annotation of a GenBank genome assembly
AUGGACGGUGAUGACCUCUUUUAUCGGAAUAUUCCGAAGGUGGAGCUCCACGCGCACCUGAACGGCUCAGUUAGCUUCCAAACCAUCGAGAAGCUCAUCAGCCGGAAGCCGGAACUCAACAUCGAGCACAGCAUGACAGCUAUCGGCAAGGGGCAGCGGAGGACCCUGGAUGAGUGUUUUGAAGUGUUCAAGGUAAUCCAUAAAUUGGUGGACACGGAGGAGGCCAUCUUACUGGUCGCUACAGAUGUUAUCAGGGAGUUUGCAGCUGAUGGUGUCAAAUAUCUGGAGCUUAGAAGUACGCCAAGAGAAGAGAAAAGUACAGGAUUAACUAAACGGACUUAUCUAGAGACGGUCAUUAGAGCCAUCCAGCAGUGUAAAACUCAGGGAGUGGACAUUGAUGUCAGGUUUCUGGUGGCUAUUGAUCGCAGGAAUGGGACUGAGGUUGCCAUGGAGACUGUGAAGCUGGCUGAAGAAUUUAUGCUGUCAUCUGAUGGUUUGGUAGUGGGAAUCGACCUCAGUGGAGAUCCAACGGUGGGCCAUGGCAAAGAGCUCCUACCUGCUUUAGAAAGGGCCAAAAACUGUGGACUCAAGUCAUCGCUGCAUCUCUCUGAGGUUCGGUCCCAGCUCGAGGAGUCCGACCUGCUGCUGAAUCUUCCCCCCGACCGGAUUGGCCAUGGGACCUUCUUACAUCCUGAAAUGGGUGGCUCUCAAAGCCUGGUUGACAAAGUGGUGAAGAACAACAUACCUCUGGAGCUUUGCCUGACGUCGAACGUUAAAGGACAAACGGUGCCGUCUUAUUCCGAACAUCACUUCCAAUACUGGUACCAGUUGGGACAUCCCUGCGUGCUCUGUACGGACGAUAAAGGAGUGUUUUGCACAGACUUGUCUCAGGAAUAUCAGCUGGCUGCAUCCACAUUCGGGCUCAGUCGUGAAGACGUGUGGAAGCUCUCCCAGCGGGCCAUAGACUGCAUCUUUGCAGAGGAAGCUGUGAAACAGCGGCUCAGGAAACGGUGGAACGAGUUACAUGGUCAGGUGUUCCAGUGAGCCGUU